UUUCUGUAGAAAGUGGUUGACAGCACACGACCCUCCUGGGAAUCCCCUUAGGAUGCUGUGGGACAAAGUCAGCAUACUGUCAACCUUCCUGGCUCCCUUCAAGUACCUAAGUCCUGGCACCACAAACACGGAGGACGAAGACAAUCUGAGUACCAGCAGUGCAGAAGUGAAGGAGAACCGUAAUGUGAGCAACUUGGGAACCAGGCCCCUGCCACCAGGGGACAGGGCCAGAGGCAGCACACCCAGCAUCAAAAGAAAAAGGCCCUUGGAGGAAGGGAACGGGGGCCACUUCUGCAAAUUCCAGCUCAUCUGGAAGAAGUUGUCCUGGUCAAUGACACCCAAGAAUGCACUUGUCCAGCUGCAUGAGCUAAAGCCAGGCCUACAGUACCGGAUGGUGUCCCAGACGGGCCCAGUACAUGCCCCAGUCUUCGCUGUGGCGGUGGAAGUGAACGGACUCACAUUUGAGGGCACAGGGCCCACCAAGAAAAAAGCCAAGAUGCGCGCAGCCGAGCUGGCACUGAAGUCCUUCGUGCAGUUCCCCAACGCCUGCCAGGCGCACCUGGCCAUGGGCAGCGGCACCAGCCCAUGCACGGAUUUCACUUCCGACCAGGCCGACUUCCCAGACACUCUGUUCAAAGAGUUUGAGCCGUCGGCACCCAGCGAGGGCUUCCCGGUCUGCCGGCCCAUGGACCCCGAGCUGCUAUCCACCGCCUACCGGAGAGGGCGGCUGCUGUACCACACCCUGGACCUCAGGGGCCCCGCCCGGCCCGACCGGCCCUGGCCUGCUCCCGCAGCCCCCAGAGAGAGGAACCCGGUGGUCGUGCUGAACGAGCUGCGCUCCGGCCUGCAGUACGUGUGCCUCUCGGAGACAGCAGAGAAACCACGCUCCAAAAGCUUUGUCAUGGCCGUGUGCGUGGACGGGAGGACGUUCGAAGGCUCCGGACGCAGCAAGAAGCUGGCUAAGGGCCAGGCAGCCCAGGCUGCCCUGCAGGCCCUCUUCGACAUCAGGCUGCCCGGCCACACCCCCAGCAGGAGCAAAAGUAACCUCUUGCCACAGGAAUUUGCCGACUCGGUGUCCCAGCUGGUCACACAGAAGUUCCGUGAGCUGACAAUUGGCUUGACAUCCAUGCAUGCCCGCCACAAAGCACUGGCAGGAAUCGUCAUGACCAAAGGCUUGGACACCAGGCAGGCGCAGGUCAUCGUCCUGUCCUCGGGGACCAAGUGCAUCAGCGGUGAGCACAUCAGUGACCAGGGGCUGGCGGUCAACGACUGCCAUGCGGAGAUCGUGGCCAGGCGGGCAUUUCUGCACUUCCUCUAUGCACAGCUGGAGCUGCACCUGAGCAAGCGACAAGAGGACUCGGAGCGAUCAAUAUUUGUGCGUUUAAAGGAGGGAGGCUACAGACUUCGAGAAAACGUCCUCUUCCAUCUCUAUGUGAGCACAUCGCCCUGUGGAGAUGCAAGACUCAACUCCCCUUACGAGAUCACCACAGACCUGAACAGCAGCAAACACCUCGUCAGGAAAUUCCGAGGGCACCUACGCACCAAGAUCGAGUCUGGGGAGGGGACAGUGCCCGUACGGGGGCCCAGCGCAGUCCAGACGUGGGACGGCAUCCUGCUGGGGGAGCAGCUGGUCACCAUGUCCUGCACAGACAAGAUUGCCAGGUGGAACGUCCUGGGACUGCAGGGUGCUCUCCUCUGUCACUUCAUCGAGCCUGUGUACCUCCACAGCAUUGUCGUGGGAAGCCUGCACCACACGGGCCACCUCUCCCGGGUCAUGAGCCACAGGAUGGAGGACAUCGGCCAGCUGCCGGCCUCAUACCGGCACAACCGGCCUCUUCUCAGUGGAGUGAGUAAUGCUGAGGCACGGCAGCCAGGAAAGUCUCCCCACUUCAGUGUGAACUGGGUUGUGGGCAACGCAGACCUGGAGGUUAUUAAUGCCACAACCGGGAAGAGGAACUGCGGGGGUUCAUCCAGGCUCUGCAAGCACGUGUUCUCUGCCCGGUGGGCACAGCUGUAUGGUAGGCUGAGCACACGGAUUCCAAUUCAUGGAGACACACCAUCCAUGUACUGUGAGGCCAAACUGGGGGCGCACACUUACCAGUCUGUUAAACAGCAGCUGUUCAAGGCUUUUCAGAAGGCCGGCCUGGGCACCUGGGUGAGGAAACCACCAGAGCAAGAUCAGUUUCUACUAACUCUCUAAACCAUUAGACUCCUUUGCUAUCAGACCACAGCGAAACACCUGAAGAGGAUGGAGUCAUGCGUGUGGAGCAACAUGGCGUGUCCACUGUUUUGCAGAAUUCAUUUUCCUUCAGUGUUCCAGAAGCACACAAGUUCCGUGUGUGGAUGAGUACCUAGAUUUGAAUUCAAGACAUGUUGCUUUUUCCCAAGUGGCUACUCCUAAGAACCCCAUCCACCAUACCUAGAGGUACAAGUGCCAUUGUAUUAGUUCCAUCUCUUCUUGGUGGUGUCAAAGGAAAAGCUUCUAUUUCAGUGAAGGGAACUGAGUUUCAGCCUUUACAAGUGGUACUGAAGUGUGGCCAGUUAUAAACGGGCCCCAGCACCAUCCCCUGGCUUCUCUCUCUUACCAUAAACCUCUCUAACGAUGGGUUUGGGUGUCACUAGCACAAGUUUAUGUGAUGCUUGUAGAUAUGCCACAAGUGAAAAAGAAAAGUCAUGGGCUCCCCCCAAAGAAACCAACAGGAAUGCUCUAUUCUUUUCAUUAUUUAUCUAGAUGUCUUUCUCCAUCUUCUUUCAAAGAGGAUUUGAGAUGAACAAAACUAAAGAACAACUAAAAUAAGACCAGAUAAAUGAAAACCAUUCUUGAAACACAAAGGAAUAGUUGCCCACGGCACCACUGAGUUAUAAUCUACGAUAUAAGAAAACCAUUUCUAAAACUCCUACUAUGUGAGCGUUGCAAACCAGCACAUGCCUAUUCAAACAUAACAUUUCAUUCCUUUCAGUAGAUAAUGAUAGGCAUUGAAUUUUGAGUUAUAUAAAGUUUAGCCACUGACCUACCACCUCCCUGCCAGGUCAUAAGGAAACUGUUACACCAAAUUCUGAUUCUUUAACUAAAUAUUUAUAAGAAAACAAGCAGCCAAAAAUCCCACAUUCAAAAUGAUCUUUAUGUCUGAGGUUUUAUUUUAAGUUUUCUAACCACCAUCUUACAUAACUAAAGAACUAACUUACAAAAUGCAAUAGGCAGGCGUUUAGAACAAGCAUCAGACCAAGUCCACAGCUGGACACAUGACAUUUAGAAUUUAGUCCACAGCACUAGUCCUGAGAGGUGCUAGAUUCAAGCCAGGGAGAGGUAUACCUUUAAUAUAUAUUUUAUCAACGUGUGUUCCUUGAAUUAUUUUCAUUUUACCGCUGAGAAUACAUCAUGCCAGGUCUCUAGUUUUUCCCACUAAAAGAAAUACUAUCUGCAAUUACAUUAUGUUAAAUAAGCACACAUAGCAGUAGUCAUCUCCAGAGCAUAGCUUCCCAGUUAGAAUUCCAGGUGACUGCCCUACAGGAAUGCAAGAAUUACAUCGUGCUAUAUAGAGUCUAGUAUAAGUGGCAAAUAUCACAACAGUGAGGCAAAAAAGGAGACAGAGUUGUAGCUAUUUGAGACAAGAGACAGGAAGUAGAGAUAUUAGUAUGAAAAUAGAAACUUUUCUUGGCACUUGACACAAGGUCGAAUUUAUCACUAAAGUCCUUUUAGAAAAGGAAAUGGGCACUGUAGUAGACAACUUCCUUAAGAUAAAGUUUUGAAAGAUAUGAGCAUGAUUUGCAUCUAGAUGAUUCAUAAUAAGAAAUUUCAUUAAAAAUAGAAAUCGAAGAAAAAGAAAUCCUGCUUCCAUGUAAAGACUAAGAUCAAAGAACCAAUUUGUAUCCAUUUCUGAAAGAAACCUUAGAAAAACCACAAAACCUUGAGAGCCAAUUGUGGCUUAGAUAUUGACUCAACCAGCGGAAAUCUAGAGCCAGUCUCUAAAAGUCUAGAGGUAUAGUUGGUUUCUGGUUCAAAUCUAAGACCCUAACCUCGAAUUACUGAUAUCCUGAGCUGUUGCUUGGAGAAUGAGUCACAUCACUAUGCUCCAAACAAUGUUCUUUGUAGAAUAAGAAGAUUAGAAGCAGUAGCAGAGAAUUAAUUAUGGUGGAAAGAGGCAGGUGUGGUGUCCCCAGAAGGGCUCAGCUAGAGCUCCUCAUAUGAUCUUAUUCAAGGGACAUAGAAAGCAACUACUUUCCCAAUAAUGAACAUCUUUACAUAGCUCAAUUGAAGCUGUGUGACCCUGACUCACUUUGGCUAGGCAUUGGGUCUCCAAAAAUAAGCCAGACCAAAUUAAAACAUAAAUAUCUACUUGUGAGGAAAGCCACCCACUGAUUCCAUUCUACCCCUUAGCACUAACAUGGAGAGUGACUUAGUAAGUCCGUAUGAGAUGCCCUGGAAGGAGAUAUGAAGGCUUUGCAAAGCACUGUAGCAAGAGAAGAGUUUUCCACACAGGCAAAAGUAAGUUUGAGAAACUGGGACUUUUCCAAGGACAUAUCUGAUGUGAGAUCAAAAGGGGAAUGGGCAUGUGGAAGAUCUCAGGAUCAGACAGUGAAAGGACAAAAAGUAUUGAGCCAAGCUGUGAAGCGCAGUAUGCUGGGAAGCCAAGGGCUAAGGAAAGACAGUCUUCAUGGAGUGGGGGACUGAAGGGGAAUUAAGAGGAAGAAUGAAAGGACUCGAUGCAUUUAUUCUCUAAAGCAAGCAGGAAGCCAAAUUAAGACUGCACCCCAUAACCAGAUGGUGUUAUAUAUGUGCUGCUCCUGACUGCAGACGCCUGACCCCUUAGAAGUGGCCAGUUGCAGGAUUCUGACGCAGUGUCUGGUGCAGCUAGACGGGACAAAUCAUGUUACUCCCAAGACAAGAGGACUGAUAGUGGAAGCCUGGGUAUCUCCUUCUCACGUCAGUGUUUAAGAACAUCCCAACACUACUUUGAGGCCAGGUCAACCUUGCCUUUUUUGACUGCUGAAUUAUUCUUAAAAGCAGCUCACACAUACCUCCCCAAGGGAGAUUUCUUUAAGCAGAACAAAACACAAAGAGCUGGGGUGUAACUUUUAAUCGCUGUGAAAAAACAGAACUGGGCAAAACAAAAUAAAGAUGAACAAAACAUAAAAUCAAAGAAUGCGCAGGCACCUACAUUACCUUACUACCCCCCAUCCAUCUGAUUUGCCUCAAAACUACCACCCCCGUAAUCCUUUGUGCUUCAUAUUACAAAAUAGCUCAAACUCAUUAACUUUCAGUUUUUCUGUAUUGUGUAUUCAUACCUAUUUAGCUCUACUACUAAAGUCCAAAUAAAAUCAGCAUCGUGCUUAUCUGCCUUCAAAACACACAUUGCUUUCCUACUGGGGGGUUAAGCAACUUAAGGUUUCCUGCCUGGUUCUUAGUCAAAAAGUCAGUGUCUGAUCAUUUGUGAGCCUUUUUGCAGGACUGGUCCCAGGGCAAAAGGCCAAGAGGCCGUACAGGUUCUGCUCGUCCUUCUCCAGCACAAGGUUUCACAGCAAUGUAUAACAUCAAAUUGUUCAAUUUAGGAUUUCCUUGGGUUUUGUUUUCACCAACAAAAGGAUUUGUGAGUCUACAACUACUGUUCCCUUUUUUAUUCCUGUGAUUCUCCUUAAAUCUGUAUAUAUCUCUCACACCACUACUGAUUUUGUGAUGCCUUGUGGUUUCCCAGAAAUGUUAAGCUGAGUUGUUUUUCAAACAAAUACAUAGUUCAUAUUUUUUCCAUACAAUUUCUUUUUCACAGGAAAUUGUUCUUAUCAGUAAAAUUAAAUUUUUUUAGUACAGUGUUUACCAUAUCUGGAGAGCCAUAAGCAGUAAAUAUAUAGUAUAUCAAUGCCCAGAGUAGAAUAGUUAGAGUAUUUUGAUAAAAUCCUAUUUUUAGAUUAUAAAUUUCAAGAUGACUCUAUAGUACCUUGUUUAAAAAUAUUAAAAAGACAAUUGAGGCUUAAAUAGAGUAAGAAUUUUUAAUUUAGGGAAACUUAAAUGCUUGUUUUUUAAGAAGCCAUCUAAUGAAACAAUCUAAUUGGACAAAAAUAAAAUAAGUAUCGCUUUCUAACAGUGACCAAAAGGAUGUUAGAAAAAAGUCUAUCUUUUUAUGUACUACCAUUUUAUUGCUAUAGCACCUCUUUCAGCACUCAGCAAAACUGAUGUACCUUCGCUGGCUUCUCCAUCACCAUUCUGUCAUACAGCUUGCAGAAUCCAUAGUCUAAGUCCAGGAGUAGGAAAUCCACUGUCCUACACGUGUGGCAGCACCAUCCCCACUUUGAGUUUCUGCAGAGUUCAUGGUUGGAGCGGAGAAUUAAAAGCUCUGUGCUACAGGAAAGGUCCGUGGAGUAGCUUCUAGCUGGACAAACCCACCCCGCCCCCGAGGUCCUUCCUGCAGGAAGUUUGUGUCUCGCACAGGCAGUGUGGGGGCGAAUGGGCAGGGGACAAGGAGGAGGAUGCAGAAAUGGAGACCGCGCGUGUCGCUGUCCUUGGUUCUGACUCUUGUUGACCGCUAGAGCGCGGCUAUUUCUGGGUGCUCUGGGAUUUGGGCGCCUCUAAACUUCUUUCAUAAAUUCUGAAUCAGAAAAAGUAAAAGAUGGCGAGAACAAGCAGAGACAAAGAGACCAUCCACGCAGACCACCAGAGAUACAGCCUUGGAGAAUAAUCAGAGCUUUGUUCCCACACGGUUUCUCCCACCUCUCAGCUCUACAGAGGUGACCAUCGCCACACUCUUUGCUCAUUUUUCCACCAAUUCUACCUCUUUGGGUUUCUUUCUCAGCUGUUACUCUCCCUAGCCUCCCUCUUACACUUCUUAUUGUCUGAUGUUCCCUAGCCCUGAACUUUUUCCCCUUUUGUUUUGAUUUCCUGAUGUAACAGAGAGGAAUGAAGUUUCAGGCAUGCAUCUGCCCCUGAGCUGAUCUAUGCAACAGGUUGGUGCUCAAGGUGAGGAUGCCCCUGAGUGCUCCAGUGACACCUUGGCUACAGGGAUUUCUGAUGGUCUUUUUGGACUCCUGAUUUCCAUCCAAUCCGACCUCCCACCAAAAAGAACACAGAGGAUGCAUUUCUAGAAAUUUAGACCAAACAACAUCAUCCCUUCAGGGAAAUGUGUACUGUAUCAAACUCUGGGGAAGGAAGUACCUUAUUCCCCCCAACUCAUCAUUUUGAAUUCAAAGUUGGAGAGAUGAAGUACCCUUUAAAAAUAAACAUAAAAUUAUCUGGAUUCUAUUGCCUCUUUUCACAAGGCACUAGAUUUCUAUCAUUCUGCAGUACAUGCAUAAGUAAAAAUGAAAUCUUUCCCAGCAGUGCCCACUUAAUUUUCAGCAUUUUUUAAGCAAAGUGAACUUAAUAAAUAGUAAUUCUUAAUUGAAGGUAUAUACAUAAAAAGCAUGAUUGAAUGGCAAUAUUGUACCAAUGGAUGUACAUUUGUAAUAUUUGUAAAAAAAAAAAA
This is a messenger RNA of Fukomys damarensis (Damara mole-rat), 7454 nucleotides long. It is a transcript of the gene Adarb2, whose product is annotated as adenosine deaminase RNA specific B2 (inactive). NCBI's taxonomy places the organism in Eukaryota, Metazoa, Chordata, Mammalia, Rodentia, Bathyergidae. The record is from RefSeq and is a predicted model, not a curated record. Gene Ontology annotation, molecular function: tRNA-specific adenosine deaminase activity; double-stranded RNA adenosine deaminase activity; double-stranded RNA binding. The coding region runs from base 53 to 2200 and encodes 715 amino acids. Gene Ontology annotation, biological process: RNA processing; adenosine to inosine editing. The transcript is spliced from 10 exons. Gene Ontology annotation, cellular component: cytoplasm; nucleolus.